Molecule: messenger RNA, 2120 nt
Organism: Diatraea saccharalis (sugarcane borer)
Lineage: Eukaryota; Metazoa; Arthropoda; Insecta; Lepidoptera; Crambidae
Source: the annotation of a GenBank genome assembly
AUGAUUGGCCCCCAGGUGUAUCCUAGUCCGGGGGCGGCGCGCGGCGUCUGGGCGCUGCCGCAGCCGCCCCCCUGCUCGAUGGCAGCGGAGGAGCCCCUGCCGCCGUGCUCACCCAUGUCGCCUGACGCACCCGCAGCACCGCCACGUGCUAUUACCAGCCUAUAUCACCAUUCCGAUUUACACCAGCUGAUAUUUGAAGCCGUGCGCUCAGGGUAACAACAUGUGAUAAUCUUAUACGACAAUACUUAGCUUUGCACGUUCUAGAGCCCGAUUUUGGAUUCGAACCCAAUAGCUUUUCUCAAUCUAGGUGACUGUUAUAACUCUUUAUAUAGCCCGAAGACUUAUUUUCAUCAAUAUUCAGGUAAUUUACUCCACGAAUCAAUAAGUAUAAAUAUAAAUAUAGUACGCGAGGUAUCAGAAAUAGAACGUUUGGUGGAGAAGUUGGGUGUGGAAGUGCUCAGUGCACGGGACCAGCAUGGAUACACGCCAGCACACUGGGCCGCUUUAGAUGGCAGCGUUGCGGUCAUGCGAUACCUUGUAGAGAGGGGUGCUCCUAUCGACCUAUCCUGUCUUGGAACACAGGGACCACGUCCGAUCCAUUGGGCGUGCCGAAAAGGUCAUGCAUCUGUUGUACAAGUAUUGCUGCAAUCAGGUGUAGCAGUUAAUGCAGCUGAUUUUAAAGCAACGGCUGCUUAUUUGUUGGGAAUGGGGGCGGCGACACGACUCUCUGACAUCAAUGGCGACACGGCCCUUCAUUGGGCAGCAUACAAAGGGCAUGCAGAUCUAGUUCGUCUGUUGAUCUACUCCGGUGUUCCUUUACACUGCACUGACAAUUUUGGUUCCACACCUUUGCAUCUGGCAUGUUUAUCAGGCAAUCUUACGUGCGUCAGGCUUUUAUGUGAGAAGGUAAAGGCAGAAUUAGAGCCACGUGACAAAAAUGGCAAAACACCGUUAAUGCUAGCUCAGAGUCAUCGUCACGCAGAAGUAGUGAAGUUACUGCAAAAAGAAAUGAAAAGGAAGUCACACUGGAUGCCUCCGCUGUCUGAACUGUGGGCUUUACUGUUUGGAGGAGCAGGCGACUCAAAAGGGCCUCUGUUGUUCUUCUUAGUUUCCGUCUUAUUGUGGGGUUAUCCCAUGUACAUAAUCAGGUGUAUACCGCUUACUUGGAACACAUUGCGGUUGUCACAUUAUUGUUUCCUCUAUUGGAAUAUUAUUAUGUGGCUCAGCUGGGUGACUGCUAAUCGCCGCGAUCCUGGAUAUAUACCCCAAAACUCGGAAACCUACUAUCGGGCAAUCAGACAGAUACCUUAUUACGAUAAAUGGAAGAAAAGGAAUGUCGUCCUCUCAAGACUUUGUCACACGUGUCGUUGUUUAAGACCGUUAAGGGCGAAGCAUUGUCGCAUCUGCAAACGGUGUGUAGCAUACUUUGACCACCAUUGCCCAUUUAUUUACAACUGCGUUGGAGUACGUAACCGCAUGUGGUUUUUCCUGUUCGUGAUGAGCGUAGCAAUUAAUUGCACACUGUCCAUUUAUUUCGCCUGUUAUUGUCUCCUGCUGGAAGGGUUCGGGUUAUGGUACGCUCUGGGCUUACUGGAAGCUAUCACCUUCUGUGCCCUCGGCUGGAUACUCACAUGUACCUCUAUCCUGCACGCCUGCAUGAAUUUGACUACAAACGAGAUGUUCAAUUAUAAGAGGUAUCCUUACCUCAGAGAUAAGAGGGGACGUUACCAGAAUCCGUUCUCCAGAGGGCCAAUAAUGAACCUGAUUGAAUUUUUCGUUUGCCUUCCCGAUAAAUGCGACGAACAAGACUUUUUACACGAAGAGACUAUAUGAUGCGAAACUCGGUGACCUAAUGACACAAUAUCAUCUCCAAACGGCAAUCGGAAGAAUAUGGUGUUGUGGUUAAGUCCAAUGCAAUGUAAUGCUACAGUGUAAAUCAGAAAUAAAAGAUUUUGCUCGGUCAUCUCAGUGUUGGUGAACAACUGUAGUGUCCAUGAGUCACACUCAUAACAACGUUGCCUUGGCAGAGGGCCGUAAAGUAGAUGCCGUUGCACAAAGGCGUCCCUUAGUGUGGAAAAAACAAAGGCGGGAGAAGGAUAUGUUACCAUACUUUUUGCAUU